GUGAAGUUGACCCUAUGCACCAGCUGCAAGCCCCAGGUCGGGCUGUGCGCGCUAUGGCUGAGUGGGCAAAGCAGCUUGCAGGCAUUAAGGGCGUGAUGCUAGAUAUCAGCGGGGUCUUGUAUGACGGUGGAGGAGAAGGAGGCGGGGUUCCCAUCCCUGGAUCUGUAGAAGCUGUGGAAAAGAUCAAAGCGUCUGGCCUGAAGUUACGGUUCUGCACCAAUGAAACCCAGGCCACUCGAGGCAAAUUUGUGGCGAAGCUCCAGCGCUUGGGGUUCAACAUUUUGGUGAAUGAAGUCUCUGCCCCGGCACCAGCAGCCUGUCACAUUCUGAAGGAGCGAAACCUGAGGCCGCACCUCCUCGUACAUGAUGAUCUGGUCCCUGAAUUUGAUCAGCUUGAUAAAGCAAACCCAAACUGUGUGGUGAUUGGAGAUGCGGCAGACAAUUUCUCCUACAAAAAUCUCAACGAAGCUUUCAGAGUUCUGAUUGGACUGGAGAAUCCUAUUCUCAUAUCUCUGGGGAGAGGGCGCUAUUAUAAAGAAACUGAUGGUCUGAAACUUGAUGUUGGAGUGUAUAUGAAGGCAUUAGAGUAUGCUUGUGAUGUUCAAGCCGAGGUGGUGGGAAAGCCGGCAAAAAUGUUUUUCCAGUCAGCCUUGGCAGAAAUGGAUGUUGAGCCACAGCAGGCCAUCAUGAUUGGAGAUGAUAUUGUGAAUGAUGUAGGAGGCGCCCAGCAGUGCGGUAUGAGAGCUCUACAAGUACGGACAGGGAAGUACAGCUCGUCCUGGUAUUCUGCUGCUAGCAGUUCCAGCUCCCCCUGUGCCUCAGGCUCCUCCAGUUCCUCCGGGUACUCAGCUGCUGGCAGCUCCAGUUCCCCCUCCGCCUCAGGCUCCUCCAGUUCCUCCAGGUACUCAGCUGCUGGCAGCUCCAGCUCCUCCUCAGGCUCCUCCAGGUAUUUGGCGGUGGGCAGCCCUGGUAGCCCCUGUUCUUCCUCCAGGCCUUGUGAUGAGCAACACCCGGAAGUGAAGGCAGAUGGAUACGUGAACAACCUCGCGGAAGCAGUGGACAUUAUUGUGAAACAGUUGCACAAGUGAUCGUGCUGUAGAAGAUACCGAUUUAAAGGCACAAAGAAGUUGGACUUGACAUCUGAAGCCUAGCAUACAGCUCACACACCAGGCUACCUCUUCCCCUGUUUAAUUCAUUUCCCUCUCUUCACCUAAUUUCUACACAUGUGCAAGUAACCAUAGGAAACCAGUAAUGCUAAUAGUUUGUCAUUAACUGCCUGAUUUUCAAAGCUUCUCAUUUCUAGGUACUAAAAUGAAAUGCCUUAAUGAUUAAAAACAUUAAACCUAACAGGUGCUUAUGAUUUCCGUGAAUCAUCUGAUUUUCUAGCACCCGCGCAUUGCCUUGAGUGCCAUGUAGCCAUGCAAUAGGAAGAACAGAUAAAAUUAACUGACGCAAGUGGCUCUUGCACCACUUGGGCCAGACUCUGUCCCUACCUAGGGAGCAGUGGGUUGCCCCAGCAUGGGGGAACCCCAGGCAGCAUAGGUCAGGCUCUGGGCUGACCCUUUUUGUAGAUGAAUGCAGAACUUUGUGUAUCAGAUGCAUGCGCAGACCAGUCCCAAGGUG
Messenger RNA from Chelonoidis abingdonii (Abingdon island giant tortoise), 1623 nucleotides. It is a transcript of the gene LHPP, whose product is annotated as phospholysine phosphohistidine inorganic pyrophosphate phosphatase. Gene Ontology annotation, cellular component: cytoplasm; cytosol. The record is from RefSeq and is a predicted model, not a curated record. Gene Ontology annotation, molecular function: inorganic diphosphate phosphatase activity; phosphatase activity. NCBI's taxonomy places the organism in Eukaryota, Metazoa, Chordata, Testudines, Testudinidae. Gene Ontology annotation, biological process: dephosphorylation.